CUCGACCGGCCCUCGGCAAUGAAGCUUGCCAGGGCGGAGCCCGCUCGUGUGGCUGCGUGAGACGAAAGCGAAAGCAGCCUGUUCCGCUUCUUGUGCUGAGCGGAGAGACGGCCGACUUGUUUCCUUCUUGCCGGUCCAACCUCUUCCUUCUCCAUCGUAGCAUACCUUGGGCCAACACUCCCGCUCACGCAGCAUGGCAUCCUCCUCCUCUGCAUCAACAGCAGCGCCUCUCGCCCAGCCCAAUGGCUCCCACCCCUCCAGCUCCACCUCGUCGCAACCGCAGUUCGACUCGAUCCCCUCUGCCAUCUCAGCCCUUCAAGCCGGCGAAUUCGUCGUCGUCCUCGACUCGGAAGAUCGCGAAAAUGAGGGAGACCUCAUCAUUCCCGCUGCAAACGUGACACAAGAGCAGAUGGCCUGGCUCAUCAAGCAUUCCUCUGGCUUCGUGUGCAUCUCGCUACACCCGGCGAGGAUUGAGGAGUUGCAGCUUCCUAUGAUGUACCCGAAUAAUGAGGAGCCCCACAAAACCGCAUACACAGUCACAGUCGACUACCGACACGGCACAACGACCGGCAUCAGCGCAGCAGAUCGCUCCCUCACAGCCCGCAAGCUCUCCCAAUCCAGCGGAGCAACCGCCUCCGACUUCUCACGGCCGGGUCACCUCUGUCCCUUGCGAUACACUGAGGGAGGCGUCCGUGUGCGUAUGGGCCACACAGAGGCAAGCGUCGACUUGGCCGUAGCUGCAGGGUUUCCCGCCGCAGCCCUUUUGUGUGAGCUUGUGGACCCGGAUAGCAAGGGAGGGGACAUCGCUGCGAGGGACGCUUGUUUCAAGUUCGCAAGGGAGCACGGGCUCAAGGUGGUAACUAUUGAGGCGCUCAAGAGGUGGAGGGAGGAGAGGGAGGGGCCAUUGAAGCUUUCUGGUGGGGAAGGCGCGUUGGAUCGACAGAGGGGGGUGAGUUUGAGCGAACAAAAGGUUGUGGGACCCGCUUCGGGGGCGACACAAUGA
This is a messenger RNA of Jaminaea rosea, 1003 nucleotides long. RefSeq lists its product as hypothetical. Lineage: Eukaryota; Fungi; Basidiomycota; Exobasidiomycetes; Microstromatales. The record is from RefSeq and is a predicted model, not a curated record. Gene Ontology annotation, molecular function: 3,4-dihydroxy-2-butanone-4-phosphate synthase activity. Gene Ontology annotation, biological process: riboflavin biosynthetic process; aerobic respiration. Gene Ontology annotation, cellular component: mitochondrial intermembrane space; cytosol. The coding region runs from base 194 to 1003 and encodes 269 amino acids. The transcript is spliced from 2 exons.